AUGCUCUCCCUCGAUUUCAAGAGUGCCUUCAACUACACCGACCGAGCACGGCUGCACGAGAUUGUGGCCGACAAGGUCCCUGGCCUCUUGCGCGCCUUUGAACGACACUAUGCUCGACCCACUACCCACUGCAUUGUCGACAAAUUCUUCAAGGUGAUUGACAUUGAUGUUGGCCAAGGCAUUGUGCAGGGCAACGAGCUAUCGCCCUUCUUCUUUGCCCUGUACUCCUGUGAGGUCCUGGGUCUCCUCGACACCACCACUGACUACCGCUGCAAGGUCAUCAAGUACCUCGACGACAUUGUACUGAUGGGUCCCGCGGAGGACGUGGCGGCCGACGUCGAGAUUGUCAAGGCUCGUGCAGAGUCUGCUGGCCUUCAUCUGCAGCCCAGUAAGAGCCGCUUCUACAUGCCUCGCCACCAUUCGGCUUCCAUCGCUGCUAUCGAGUCUGCCUUGCCAGAUGCCGUGCGCGAGACGGCCAACACGGGCAUGACGGUCUUGGGAACGCCGAUUGGCCGUCGCGAGUGGAUGAAGAAGCAGCUGAACGACAAGGCAAAGCACAUUGCUGGCAAGCUCAAUGACAUGCUGACGACCGGUGUCUCGCUUCAGGCCCUCCUCACGGCCAUGCAGUACGUGCCUAGCCUCAUCAACCACCUCUACACGCUGCCCCCAAGUAUUAGAGGCACAAUCUGA
Molecule: messenger RNA, 690 nt
Organism: Monosiga brevicollis MX1
Lineage: Eukaryota; Choanoflagellata; Craspedida; Salpingoecidae
Exons: 1
Coding region: 1-690 (229 amino acids)
Biological process (GO): translation
Cellular component (GO): mitochondrial small ribosomal subunit; ribosome
Molecular function (GO): structural constituent of ribosome; RNA binding
Source: RefSeq, a predicted model, not a curated record